Glycine soja is the source of this 1604-nucleotide messenger RNA. RefSeq names its product actin-3. The record is from RefSeq and is a predicted model, not a curated record. The coding region runs from base 177 to 1310 and encodes 377 amino acids. The transcript has 5 exons. Gene Ontology annotation, cellular component: cytoplasm. Lineage: Eukaryota; Viridiplantae; Streptophyta; Magnoliopsida; Fabales; Fabaceae.
UUCCUUUUUUAAACCACAGGGCGGGUACCUCAGCCACACACACACAAAUUCACACAAACAUAAAAAAAAAAAAAAAAAAAAACACACACACACACACACACUCUCAUACACACGUUGUCGCGCACACAUUCCUUCAUUCCGCAGCAACAAACAAACAUCUUUUACCUUAAACAACAAUGGCCGAUGCCGAGGAUAUUCAACCCCUCGUUUGCGAUAAUGGAACCGGAAUGGUCAAGGCUGGUUUUGCUGGAGAUGAUGCACCGAGGGCUGUGUUCCCUAGCAUUGUGGGGCGUCCACGUCACACUGGGGUGAUGGUUGGGAUGGGGCAGAAGGAUGCGUAUGUUGGGGACGAGGCUCAAUCCAAGAGGGGUAUUUUGACUCUCAAAUACCCAAUUGAGCAUGGAAUUGUGAGCAAUUGGGACGACAUGGAGAAGAUCUGGCAUCACACUUUCUACAACGAGCUUCGUGUGGCUCCUGAGGAACACCCUGUGCUUCUCACCGAGGCACCUCUUAAUCCUAAGGCUAAUCGUGAGAAAAUGACUCAGAUCAUGUUUGAGACCUUCAACACCCCUGCUAUGUAUGUCGCUAUCCAGGCCGUGCUUUCCCUUUAUGCUAGUGGCCGUACAACUGGUAUUGUUCUGGACUCUGGAGAUGGUGUCAGUCACACGGUUCCUAUCUACGAAGGUUAUGCCCUCCCACAUGCAAUCCUGCGUUUGGACCUUGCAGGGCGUGAUCUCACUGAUGCCCUCAUGAAAAUCUUGACUGAGCGUGGUUACACUUUCACCACAUCUGCGGAACGGGAAAUUGUGAGGGACAUGAAGGAGAAACUGGCCUACAUUGCUCUGGAUUAUGAGCAGGAGUUGGAAACUGCCAAGACCAGUUCUGCUGUUGAAAAGAGCUAUGAGCUACCUGAUGGGCAGGUGAUCACGAUUGGCGCUGAACGAUUCCGAUGCCCUGAAGUUCUGUUCCAGCCAUCCAUGAUUGGGAUGGAAUCUCCUGGUAUCCAUGAGACAACAUAUAACUCUAUCAUGAAGUGUGAUGUCGACAUUAGGAAGGAUCUCUAUGGUAACAUUGUCUUGAGUGGUGGUUCCACAAUGUUCCCUGGCAUUGCUGAUAGGAUGAGCAAGGAGAUUACAGCAUUGGCACCAAGUAGCAUGAAAAUUAAGGUUGUAGCACCACCAGAGAGGAAGUACAGUGUCUGGAUUGGAGGCUCCAUCUUGGCUUCCCUCAGCACCUUCCAACAGAUGUGGAUUGCGAAGGCAGAGUAUGAUGAAUCUGGACCAUCAAUCGUACACAGGAAAUGCUUCUAAGUUAUAAUCAUGGAGUGUGAAAGCUGGACCAGGGAAAUUACUAUUUAUACAAAUACUACAAAAAUACCAUCUAGUGGUUGAGGAACUUUCAUUUCCUACUCUUUACCAUCCUUUUAUCUAUCUUGUUUUUGUGUUUUCCUUUCUUUGAUAUGUUGAGAUAAGAGCAUGAAGGCUAGCAAGAUAUGUAAGAUUCUUUUUUUUUCUCCCGUUCUGUUGUAGAAGAGAUGUGAAUUGUUACCUAUUUGGUUUGGUUGAAUUAACAAAUUCUUUUCAUGAAGUAUUCUGAUUAACAUA